AUCUGUUCCCUGAGCUGGGCUGACUGGUCGGUCUGCCUUCUGGCACGAACUUGAGUUGUUUAAUGUUUGACUUUGAUCUUUUUUACUUUUACAACAUCCCCUUUUGUUUCGACAGCGAGUGUUGCAUUGCAUUGCGAAUACGAACGAUAGAGAGAGAAGCCAUAUCGAAAUGAGAAUGCGAAUCUGCGACGAUAUUCAACUUGGAUCUACAACUUUUACGACAAGCAAACUUGUACUAUUCUGUUCUGUUCUGUUCUGUACCUGAACUAAGUUAAUUGCGCCGGAAGCGGACCCCAUCUCCACGACGGACCAGACACCUCUCACUGAAGCACGAGUCUGUCACUGCUGCUGCCAAUCGAGCAGUCCAAGGUCCCCUAAAAUCGCCUACAACUGGAGUACAAGGGAAAGGGGGGAAAUUGUUGGCUUUUUGGUGAGGAUCUAGUAGUAUCGCUGGACUGGAUCGGAUUGGAUUCGUCUUGGCUUGGCCUUUUUAGAAGAUCGAUUCAUUUCAAAGAGGAUGCACGACAGUCAGGUCUCGUCUUCUCCUCAAUUUCUCAAUCACAAUCACAAUCACCACCACCACCAACGCCCGAGCGCGUCUCCCUCUGCUGCUACGGCCUCCGCAACCGCUACAGUUCCGCCGCCUUGGGCUUUACCUGCCUAUGCGUCCUCCGCUUCCGUAUCGACCGACUCUAGACCAGCGACUGGUAGAUCACAUUAUUAUCCUCAUCGCGACCCGUCGAGAUCUGCGCUUUCGCCCUCGGCCUCCCCCUCGCUAAACGCCCAUCCUCAUCACAAGCCCCCAGGUCCCCGUCUGCCACGAACUUCCUCACUUCUCCCUCCGCCCCAUAUAGAACCUUCGCCGAGAGCUGUAACUUUCCAGAGAUCGGAUCGCUUAUCGCCCACUCCCACGCCUGGCAGCAACGGAAACGGGAACGGGAACGGAAUCCCCCACAACGCCGCCGAGAGCUCAUGGUUAUUGAAUCGUCUUUCCUCUUCGACAGUGUCCACGAAUUUCAGUCGAGUUUCGGCGCUACCCCCCCGCGCCAACCAUAACAAUUCGCGACUCGGUAAAAGCCCCAGUAUCGAUGCGACCACUUUCAUUGACAACUCUCCACCGCCUUCCAAACCAUCCCCUCGGAAACUCCAGAAGAAUCACCGACCAAGUACAUCAGUCUCCAACCCCGACACCUUUGUUUUUAGGCCCUCAGAGGAACGAAGCCAGUUACCGCAAUCCCUGCCGCUAAUCGUAACAUUAUCGCCCUUGGAGGCGCCCGCUGCGCUAAGCGAUAUACUCAACGUUAAAUCUGAAGGGGCUGGCCCUGGCUCUGGUUCGAGUGAGCCUGGGCGAUCAACAGGCGCCCGCCAGGAGGGACAGUCCCUGAAGCAAUCCGACAAUUCAGACUCUCCAGCGCGAUCCGUUACUUCAACGCCGGGCAGUGCACGUUCAAUGGCUGCAUAUCGACCUAAUAUGCAGUACGAUCAGGACCAAGAGGCUUACCCGCCUCAAAGGGGGCAUUCCAGGAGUCGAUCUGGUAAGGGAAGCAAUGAUAGGGGGCGCGCCAAACCGCCAUCUCAGAAGGCCAUGUUACAUCGUGCCUUGCAGAAGGCGAAUACAGCGGUUCAGUUGGAUAAUGCACAGAAUUUUAAGGGCGCACGAGAAGCUUAUGCGGAGGCUUGCGACCUCCUGCAGCAAGUACUACAGAAGACAACUGCCGAUGAGGAUAAACGUAAGCUGGAAGCAAUUCGACGAACUUAUACAAGUCGAAUUGAUGAGCUAGAUCAAAUGGCACCCUGGCAAGAAGAAGAGACCAAGGCGUUGCCCGCCCGCCCUGAGAGUUUAGCACAGCAUUCCGAGUCAGAGUCUGUAUUACGAUUGGAUGAUGAUGAUGAUGAACCUAAUGAUACCGCUGUCUUUGACACCGCUACAGCUGCGAGAAUAGAUAGUCGCAGCCCUCAACCUCGAAUUGUCAAUUCACCGCCACGAGAUGAUAACCAAGGCUAUAAGAGACGAAGUGCUCAGAACAAGCCAAAACCUAUCGUUACAAGUCUUACACCCGAGCCUGGACUUCUUCAGUCAUCCUUUUCACGAUCACCAGUUCGACUUCGCACUCCUGAACAUUUCCUCCCACAACGACCCGCGGACCCAUACAUGCCAGCUCCGCUCUCCCCCAGACGCCCACUAUCUCCAGCAAAAGAAGUCAAUGACAUGGACGAGCCCGUGCGAACCGAUUUCUCCAUGAGCCAUGACCAGCAGAAUGACCAUGCGCAAGAGCAUAACGUGCCGCAAACGCAUUUCCGGGAAGACAGCAUGAACUCCUGGUUGGAUCCCAUUGACGAAUCGGGAGGCUCGACUGCAUCAUCUGUUCAUUCGCGCACUUCAUCGCUUGGCUUCAGAAGGAAGCACAUUCGGGGCGUUAGUGGAGAAACCGAGGCUGAAUUCGAUACGGCAUUGGACGCAGCUAUUGAGGCCGCCUAUGAUGAUGGGUAUGAGCCAAUGAGUCCAAUGGACCACAGACGAAUGGUGUCAAUGGACGCUGGCGAGGAAGCAGUAGCCAACGCUAUGCGCAAGGUUGAACUUGCUCGCCAAAAAGUCAGAGAGACUGAGCAGGAGGUAUAUGAGAUGGAGAGGGAUAACCGAUCUCAACAGCAAUACCAGUCUUAUGAGUAUCAAGGCACACCUAACGACUUUUAUAACGAUAACUCAUCCGACGAGGAGGAGAGGAUUUUGGAUGAGAUUGCUCGAGAUUACGGUCUCGAAUCAUAUAGACAUCGCCCACCACCACCUCGAGAGUCUGACUCUAGUGGUGUAACUUCACGUACCUGGCAUAGCUCACAAGGGUCAAAUCCCCCAACGGGAGCUACUUCACUCUCUACUGUUACAGAACUGCCACCGCCUAUAAUGCAUCUUACACAGGGCCCAGCUGCGCCUCCACCAACACAGUCUUUACCUGAACUACCCCAACGACCUGGAUCAUCCGCUCAAAGUGUACGAAAUAGACGACUAUCAGGACAGAACCCGAAACAGCUGAAAAUUGAAACCUCCAAGCUCGCUCUUCCUAUGCAGAAUUAUGCCGACGCCAACCAGGCCAAGUCUGCUCCUCUGAGCAGUCAAAAUAUGGAUACUCAAGUCGAAACAGAUACAAAGGCUGCGAGUGCGAACCAUAGACAACCCUCCCCUCCACUAUUCGAAGCCAGUCCGACAGAUAUGACAGGAUCUCGACCUACACCAUCGCCUUUUGGACAGCUGGGCUCAGAGAAGGGCGACGACGAUAUCACCGGCUCUCCCAAUACACGAAAACUGAGGAAGAACUUUUCGUCGUCAAGUCUUCGAAGUAUGAAGAGCCGCAAUAUGUCGUUGACACAUCUGGAAGAAGGUUCGGAUUUGUCUCCUGGAACCCCAGGAAGCAAUCCCUUUGGAUCUCUCAAUGCUCCAUCAGUCCCAGCUCUGCCUACACCUCUUGCCACGAGCUUCCGCGAGCGAUCGGAAACAAACGCGGCUGGACUAUCAUUGUUCGAUGAUCACUUCUAUUCCCCGACAAGCCCUGGUUCGCCUAAUUCGCUCAUCUCCGAUCCUCCAGCUCCCCUUGAGCCUUGUCCUACCGAUUUCAUGCUUCGACCUUUCUGGCUGAUGCGAUGUCUUUACCAGACAUUGGCUCACCCACGGGGCGGGUACAUCAGCAGCAAGCUCUUUGUUUCUAGAGAUGUUUGGAGGGUGAAGGGAGUGAAGCUCAAGAACAUCGAAGACAAGGUGGCCAACUGCGAUUUCCUCACAGCUGCUUUACUCAAGAUCGCGAGAGUGGAUACCUAUGAUGCCGAUGCAGUCUUGGAAGAGAUGCAAUCCCUGGAGGGCAUUCUCGAACAAGUCCAAACAGCAUUGAGUCGCAAACUUGGCAAUGAAGUCGGCGUUCAUGGAUCUGGAGCACUGUUCAAGGACGCAUCCACCGGCGAUGGAGAUGCGGCUGCGGGUGUGCCGCGAUCAGCGAGUGUUUCUGGGAAAUCCUCCUUCUCAUGGCGACGUCUGCGAUCGAAGAACUCCGCAGUCGGACUCGGUGGCUCUUACAUGAGCCGUGUCAACACGGAAACGUCUAAAGAUAUACCCAGCAUUGCCAGUCUACCAAUGACACCAACACCAACAAAUCGUCCUCCCAAGCGAGAUCUGGCUCAGGUCCAAUUCACAGGUCCGAACGCAAUGUACAUGAGCUCAUUGGCACGCUUGUUUGAUGCAGCUCAAGCUAUUGAUCAAAUAGCAAGACAAGUCGAGGAUCCUGGAUUGCGACACGCCGACAAGACUCAAGUUGGUCUUGAGCUAUGUACUCGACAUGCAGCGGAGUUCUUUGGGUUCUACGUGUGUCGAUUCGUACUAUCGGAUCUGGGAUUGUUGCUGGAUAAGUAUCUCAAGCGUGGUAGUGAAUGGGUUCUCACAUGAUUGGGACGAGACGUAGGCUGAACUCUGUACGAUGCAGAUGGGAUGACCUUGCAGCCAAAGAGAUGGAUGAACAUGCAAUGCAGAAGGAUGAACCUUGGAACGAUGGAGACGGAACGAACUUGAACCUUUGGAAUGGGAAUGAAAUGGGAUGGAAUGGAAUGAAUGGGUCGUUAUAAUGCAUGGGCAAGGCGUGAUGCAUUCGGUUUUCCUCUUGGCCAAGUACUUAGAUGUAUCCCGCGUAACGGGAAAAAGGCUCGAUACCCAAGCGAUCUAUAUGUUUCACUGUUGAAGUUUAGUUUUACGAAUGGGACUGGAUGAAUAGCAUUGUGAUAGGUUCCCUUGGAAGUGUGUAUUGAAGGGGACAGCCAUACAAUUGAUGAUGUGUAUAGUUGGUG
Molecule: messenger RNA, 4824 nt
Organism: Fusarium odoratissimum NRRL 54006
Lineage: Eukaryota; Fungi; Ascomycota; Sordariomycetes; Hypocreales; Nectriaceae
Exons: 4
Coding region: 518-4429 (1303 amino acids)
Source: RefSeq, a predicted model, not a curated record